Messenger RNA from Zingiber officinale, 1489 nucleotides. RefSeq names its product fructose-1,6-bisphosphatase class 1-like. Lineage: Eukaryota; Viridiplantae; Streptophyta; Magnoliopsida; Zingiberales; Zingiberaceae. Gene Ontology annotation, cellular component: cytoplasm; cytosol. Bases 102 to 1331 code for a protein of 409 amino acids. Gene Ontology annotation, molecular function: fructose 1,6-bisphosphate 1-phosphatase activity. The transcript has 3 exons. The record is from RefSeq and is a predicted model, not a curated record. Gene Ontology annotation, biological process: sucrose biosynthetic process; fructose 1,6-bisphosphate metabolic process; fructose 6-phosphate metabolic process.
UGCGUUCGCUCGACCAAGUCAUGCCAACACAUCCACAUUCACGGCCUCAUCGCACCACGGCAACCUCGGCUGCUUCGGCACUUCAGUUUUCUCCCUAAUCCAUGGCAUCGUCCGCCUUCCUCCUCUACCCUCCACCGGGUCACCUAAACCCCUCUUCGCUUUCUCUCGUUCCUCCUCUCACUUCUCCGGCCAUUCGGAGCCUCUGCCACGGCCUAUCCAUCUCCAACGGUUGCGCCAUGAGGAGGACACAGCUACUCUCUCCGAGGGUCGUGCCCAAGACCUCUCCGUCCCCAGUUAGCGAGCGUCACCUGACCCUGUUGGAGUAUGUCGCAAAGGGAGGCGCCGACGUCGGGGAUGACCUUGCAGUCCUGUUGACUCACCUCCAGUACGCUUGCAAGAGGAUCGCCGCCUUGGUUGCGUCGCCCUUCAAUGCUGAUGAUGGCCGAAUACCGGAAGAUAGCGGCGGUGGCGAGGGUAUUGGGUCCUUGUCGUCUUCCGGAAGGGACAAGCCGAAGCCACUUGAUAUCAUUUCGAAUGACAUGAUAUUGGCCUCACUCAGAAAUUCUGGAAAAGUUGCAGUUAUGGCAUCAGAAGAAGAUGAUAUUCCAGUUUGGAUUAGUGAUCAUGGCCCAUUUGUCGUUGUCGUCGAUCCUUUAGAUGGUUCUAGAAAUAUUGAUGCCUCUAUACCAACUGGUACCAUAUUUGGAAUAUACAAUAGACUCGCCGAGUUGGACCAUCUUCCAGUGGAGGAGAAGGCACAACUCAAUUCUCUCCAAAGUGGAAACCGACUUGUAGCUGCUGGUUAUGUUUUAUACUCAUCCGCCACCAUCCUUUGCAUAAGUGUCGGUUCAGGGACCCAUGCUUUCACUUUGGAUCAUUCAACUGGAGAGUUUGUUCUCACACAUCCAUCAAUUCAAGUUCCUCCUAGAGGACAGAUAUACUCUGUGAAUGAUGCGAGGUACUUCGACUGGCCAGAUGGACUAAGGCAAUACAUCGACACUGUCAGACAAGGCAAGGGGCAGUUCCCUAAGAAGUACUCAGCUCGAUAUAUCUGCUCGCUGGUCGCUGACUUUCAUCGCACUCUUGUUUACGGAGGUGUGGUCAUGAACCCAAGGGAUCAUCUUCGACUUGUUUAUGAAGCGAACCCUCUUAGCUUCCUCAUCGAGCAUGCUGGUGGAAGAGGUUCGGAUGGGAAAACAAGGAUUCUGUCAUUUCAGCCGGUAGAACUACAUCAAAGAUUGCCACUGUUUUUGGGGAGCAUCGACGAUAUGAAUGAAUUAGAAAGCUACGACAGUAUCCAACAGAAGAUUAACCCUGGAUACGAUGUUUGACAUGGGAAACUUUUAUAGUUAUAUAACAUUGUAUAAUCCCACUGGCCACUGGUCACAGCUUAUCUAUAUUGUGUACAUGGUGGCCUUGCAACAUGCAAAUACAUACUUUUUGUAUUAUUUGAUUGCUGUGGAUUCAUGUUUCUUCUUUUAUUUUAACA